AUGGCCGCCCACGACAGCCCCUUCACCAUCCGCACCCACCGCCCGGGCGACAUGUGCAUGAUCGCCCACCGCUUCAGCGCCGAGUUCUGCGCGCCCCCUUGGAACUACGACGAGCGCUUCGAGGCCCUCCUCGGUCGCUCCAUCGCCGACUUUCUCGACCACUUUCACCCGGCGCGCGACAGGUGCUGGAUCGCCGAGAGGGACGGCGUCUUCAUGGGCUGCGUCGCCCUCGUACAGGACCGCGACGACGUCCGCGCCGCCAAGCUCCGUCUGCUCUUCACGGAUGACAAGGCUCGUGGGACAGGCGUUGGCACGGCCCUUCUGAACGUUCUUGUUGCUUUUGCCACAGAGGCGGUCUACGAGUCCGUCUCCCUCUGGACGCAGGCUGCCCUGCUUGGCGCGCGACGUCUCUACCAGCGGGCUGGCUUCGAGGUUGUCGAGACGGAGGAGCACGAUCUUUGGGGGCCCAAGAUCAUGGGGGAGAUAUGGAGGCUGGAAUUGAAAGACGCGGGCCCAAAUUAG
Molecule: messenger RNA, 522 nt
Organism: Emericellopsis atlantica
Lineage: Eukaryota; Fungi; Ascomycota; Sordariomycetes; Hypocreales; Bionectriaceae
Product: acyl-CoA N-acyltransferase
Exons: 1
Coding region: 1-522 (173 amino acids)
Molecular function (GO): N-acetyltransferase activity
Source: RefSeq, a predicted model, not a curated record